AAACUAGAAAUGGAGAAAAGUUCGUAUCUUCGGUGGAAUUCCAACUAAACUUUGGGCUCAGUUUAAAACCCAAGCAGCGCAUUUUUGGGUCCUGCUUGCAAGUAACGUCUUUUUGGCGGAGGAGGGUGCAGUCAUCUAGUCGCCGGCCAGUCGCAUUUUGCAGUUACAAGUUGCAGGGUGAUGUCUCUGUGGCCGAAGCAGCAACCAAUGGGGGAUGAAAAGGACGCGUUUUAUGUUGUUCGCAAGGGAAAUGUUAUUGGCAUCUACAAAAGCUUAAGUGAUCUCCAAGCCCUAAUUCGGUCUUCUAUUGGAGAACCUUCUAUCAGUGUGUUUAAAGGGUAUUUCCUGGCCAAACAGUCUGAAGAAUAUCUUGCAUCUCACGGGCUUAAGAAUGCAAUGUACUCCGUUGACACCAUUGAUGUUCGCAAUGAUCUAUUUGGCUUACUCGUGCCCUGCCCUUUCCGGCAACCAGGAUCUUCUAAAGACAAACCACUCAGCAAGGAAUUUCAGGAGAAGAGAAUACUGGAAAUAACUGGACCUGCUAUGUAUUCAGCUGCUGUUGUUCCACAAAAACAAGGAAAAUUAGAUAAUUUCCUUGAAGUCCCUCCAAUUUCUUCUUACUGUAGCUCUUGUGUUCUUGAGUUUGAUGGUGCUUCAAAAGGAAACCCUGGACUUGCUGGUGCUGGGGCUGUUCUGCGUGCAGCAGACGGAAGUGUGGUUUUCCGGUUGCGUGAAGGUUUGGGCAUUGCAACUAACAAUGUUGCUGAGUACAGAGGUUUGAUAUUGGGAUUGAAGUAUGCUCUUGAGAAAGGCUUCAAACACAUACGUGCCCAAGGAGAUUCAAAGCUUGUCUGCAUGCAG
Molecule: messenger RNA, 861 nt
Organism: Cuscuta epithymum
Lineage: Eukaryota; Viridiplantae; Streptophyta; Magnoliopsida; Solanales; Convolvulaceae
Source: the annotation of a GenBank genome assembly